This is a messenger RNA of Oncorhynchus mykiss (rainbow trout), 1507 nucleotides long. NCBI's taxonomy places the organism in Eukaryota, Metazoa, Chordata, Actinopteri, Salmoniformes, Salmonidae. The record is from RefSeq and is a predicted model, not a curated record.
UACGACGUUGUCACAGCUUCCGUGUUUUUGGUUUGUUUCUGGUCUCUGUAAUGUACAUGUGGGUCUACUGGAGAGACUUAAUAAUAAACAGCAGGUCAGGCUGAGCUGAGUGGUGAGUAUGGAACCUGCCGUUGUGGAACCGGGAUGUAUGGAACCUAGCAGUAUGGAACCUAGCAGUAUGGAACCUAGCAGUAUGGAACCUAGCAGUAUGGAACCUAGCAGUAUGGAACCUAGCAGUAUGGAACCUGCAGGUGUGGAACCUAGCAGUAUGGAACCUAGCAGUAUGGAACCUGCAGGUGUGGAACCGGGAAGUAUGGAACCUGCAGGUGUGGAACCGGGAAGUAUGGAACCUGCAGGUGUGGAACCGGGAAGUAUGGAACCUGCCGGUGUGGAACCUGGCAGUAUGGAACCUGGCGGUGUGGACAGUCUGAGGGAACCGACCAGUGUGCAACCAGACAGCGGUGUGGAACCGGCCAGUGGUGUGGAAACCGCCAGUGUUGACAGUCUGAAGGUUCUGUAUCAGAGCUGUGACUACAUCAUAGUGGAUAAGCACUGGGACAUCCGCAUCGACAGCAAGAUGUGGUACGAGAAACACACUGUCCAGAAACAGUUGGGACUCCGCUUCCCUGAGCUGGCCGACCCUGGGACGUACUAUGGAUUCAGGUUCUGUCACCAACUGGACUACUCCACCAGUGGGGUUCUGUGUGUGGCUCUGAACAAGGCUGCUGCUGGCCGGGUCUACCACUGUUUUAAAGACCGCAGAGCUACCAAGGUUUACCUAGCACUGGUGAGAGGCUGGGUAGAGGAGGAGAAGAUGACUAUAGACUUCUCCAUCGGUGAAAACACCACAGAGGGAAGAACACACAUGAUGUGUAUCCAAGGAACAGACGGUUGUGAGAACCCCAAGCCCUGUCAGUCUCAGCUCACCGUGUUGGAGUACGGAGAUUAUGAUGGAGACCCUGUUACCAAGGUGGUGCUGCAGCCUCUCACAGGUCGUACCCACCAGCUGAGGGUUCACUGUGAGGCGGUAGGGCACCCCAUCGUAGGAGACUACACCUACAGCCUGGGAGAGGACAGCGCCCCCUAUCGCAUGAUGCUGCACGCACACCUCCUACACCUCCCCCUGGAGCCGCUCCCCCUGCAGGCCGCUGCCCCCGACCCCUUCACCACGCCCACUGACCCUCGCUGGCGCCCGCAGCGCUGCCUCCGGACUGUAGAGGGAGUCGUGGAGACCCUGCUGGAGCACAGGGCGGCGGAGGAGAGGACAGAGCGGGAGGAGAAGAAGAGACAGCAGGAGGAGAGGAGCAGGCAGCAGGAGGAGAGGAGGAAGAGGUGGAGGGGGAGAGAGGAGAGUGAGGAGCAGAGGAGGAUGUGUCAGCAGUGGUUGUCUGAGUGGACUGAUGUCUGAAUUCUCCUUCUCCUCUCUCCAUCCCCCUUCUCCUUCUCCUCUCUUCAUCCUCAUCCCUUCUCCUCUCUCCAUCCCCGUUCUCCUCCUCUCUCCAUCCCC